Fulvia fulva is the source of this 945-nucleotide messenger RNA. Its product is annotated as Nitrilase. The transcript has 3 exons. Gene Ontology annotation, molecular function: catalytic activity. Bases 1 to 945 code for a protein of 314 amino acids. Lineage: Eukaryota; Fungi; Ascomycota; Dothideomycetes; Mycosphaerellales; Mycosphaerellaceae. The record is from RefSeq and is a predicted model, not a curated record.
AUGGCCAGCUGGCUUCCAAAAGUCAAAGUAGCCGCCUGCAACGUCGCCCCCGUCUUCCUAGACACUCCAAAGACCAUCCAGAAGACCAUCUCCCUCAUCCGCGAAGCAGCCCAUAACCGCGCAGACCUCGUCGUCUUCCCAGAGACUUACAUCCCCGCCUUUCCCCUCUGGGCCGCCGUCUCCGCUCCCAUUGACAACCACGCUUUCUUCCACAAAUUAGCGGAGCAAAGUAUCCACAUCGACGGCAAAGAAAUCAAAACUCUCCAGCAAGAAUGCGCCAGUUCGAAACUUUUCGCGCAUGUGGGUUUCAAUGAAAGGUCGAAGGCAAGUUUGGGGUGUAUUUGGAAUAGUAGUGUGUUAAUCAACGAUCAAGGAGAGAUUGUGAAUCAUGCCCGUAAGCUGGUUCCUACGUUUUUCGAGAAAUGUGUCUGGGCGCUUGGGGAUGGGGAGGGGUUGAAAGUGGUUGAUACGGGGCGGUGUGGAAGGGUUGGUAGUUUGAUUUGUGGGGAGAAUACGAAUCCCCUCGCACGGUGGACGUUGAUGGCGCAGGGGGAGCAGGUGCAUAUUUCGACUUGGCCGGCGGUCUGGCCGACGAGACGACCUGUCACGAGUACUGUAGUGCCUGGAGAGGAGAAGGUCGGGAAGCAGUAUGACAACAUCGCGGCUAACCGGACGAGAUCUGCGGCGCAUUGCUUUGAGGCGAAGUGUUUUGGGGUCUUGUGUUCGGGGUUUAUGGAUAAGGCUAUGAGGGAUGCUAUCGUGAAGGCUACGCCUAGUGCUGCUGAGACGCUGGAUAGUCUUACGCAGGGUGCUAGUCUUUUCUUGGAUCCGACGGGUGCGCAGGUUGGGGAGAUGGUGCAGGGUGAGGAGGGCAUUGCGUAUGCUGAGUUGGAUCUGAGCGAGUGUGUUGAGGGGAAGCAGUUCCAUGAUGUCGUUGGCGGGUAA